Cucurbita pepo subsp. pepo (vegetable marrow) is the source of this 1815-nucleotide messenger RNA. RefSeq names its product glycosyltransferase family 92 protein RCOM_0530710. The record is from RefSeq and is a predicted model, not a curated record. Gene Ontology annotation, molecular function: glycosyltransferase activity. Gene Ontology annotation, cellular component: cytoplasm. Lineage: Eukaryota; Viridiplantae; Streptophyta; Magnoliopsida; Cucurbitales; Cucurbitaceae.
UUCCUCUCCAUGUCCGUCUUGAUUAUUCUCCUCUGAAAACCAUGCGCCGGAAGCCUUGUUUCGCCGGCCUCCUCCUCUCCUGCGCCGUUUUUCUCAUCUUCUCCUUUCAAAUCUCCCGUAAGGCCUUCUUCUCCGGCGGCGAUCUCCCGUCCCUCUCUUCCGAUAAGCUUCUCCCUUCUCGGUCGACGACGAAUUCCGUCGCUCAUUACGCUAUCCAUGAAGCUAAUUUAGCUCAUCGGAAUCGCCAACUCUCCUCCGUUCUCCGUUCUAUCCCCACGCUUUCGAUUCUUCUCCCCGAUUGGGAGAUUCUUCUGAUUUCUUCAAUUCAUACGCCGCUUUCUUCCCCGGAAUCUCUCCGGGAUUUCCUCUGUUUGUUUCAUAAUAACGCUACUUCACCGGCUAAUUUCUCUGGUAUUUUGGAUUUUACUGGUCGUGCUACGUUUAAAUGUCGUAUGCCGCCGUCCGUCCGUCGUCUCCGGCCGUUUUUUCAACCGCUGCUCACUAAAUCGCCGAAGAACGAGUUAUCUUCUUCUUCUUCUUCUUCUCCGGCGAUGGAAUUAAUGAGAUGGACUUUUCUAGCUUACGAAGCUUUGGAAACAGAGGACGACGUCGUUCUGUUUGUCAAAGGCGUAAACCAUCGCCGAGGGAUUAAUCGACCGCCGAGCGAUUUGAAAUGCGUGUUCGGCGAUGGCGACGACGCCAUUAGAACCGCCGUUACGAGCUCUGAGCAGGAGGUUUUCCGAUGCCGUCAUCCGAAUUUAACAACGCGAGAUGAUUACAACAAGAUGAAAAUCACUCUGGAAAUUUUCGAUGCGAGAGGGAAAAGCGUCCUCGUGCCGUCCGUCGCGUAUUAUUCGCCGCGCUACGGCGGCGAUUCAGUCGAGGCGAAAUCGAUGAUUUGUGCUUGUACGAUGGUGUACAAUGUCGGAAAGUUCUUGAAGGAGUGGGUGAUUUACUACUCGAGCAUCGGCGUUGAGAAGUUCAUACUGUACGACAAUGGCAGCGACGAUGAAAUUUCAGAGAUCGUGAAGGAAUUGAAAUUGGAAGGAUAUAAAAUCGAGAUCGUGUUCUGGAUUUGGCCUAAAACACAGGAGGCUGGAUUUUCUCACAGCGCGGAGUAUUCGAAGAAAUCGUGCAAAUGGAUGAUGAUCGUCGAUAUCGACGAAUUCGUCUUCUCUCCGUCGUGGUUGAAUUCAUUGGAACCAUCGAAGAACAUGUUGAAAUCGCUAAUUCCAGCGGAGAAUAACGGAAUCGGAAUGAUCACGAUUAUGUGCAACGAUUACGGGCCGUCGAAUCGAAUCUCGCAUCCGGCGGAGGGAGUAACGCAGGGCUACAAUUGCAGGAUUAAAGCAGAGGAGAGGCACAAAUCGAUUGUGUUAUUGGAGGCGGUGGAUCCGUCGCUGUUGAAUGUGAUUCACCAUUUUCGACUGAGGAAGGAGUUCCGGUGGAGGAAGAUGAAGUCGUCGGAGGCGGUGGUGAAUCACUACAAGUACCAGGCGUGGCCGGAGUUCCGGAUGAAGUUUCGUCGGCGCGUGUCAACGUACGUGGUGGAUUGGAAGGAUCCGGCUAAUCCGACGUCGAAAGAUAGGGCACCGGGCCUCGGAAACACUGCCGUGGAGCCGCCGGACUGGCCGAGGAAGUUCUGUGAGGUUAGGGAUGAUCGGUUGAGGUUGCUGACGCGGCGGUGGUUUGGGUUUCGGACGGCGGAGGGGUAUAGAAUGGCAUGGCAGUGAUUAUGACGUUGGCCGUAGAUUUUUUGAGCUUAUUGAUUUUGUGUAUAUUCUUUUAAGGUUACCAAAUACAGAGAUUAGAAAA